Messenger RNA from Suillus plorans, 327 nucleotides. RefSeq lists its product as uncharacterized. The transcript has 2 exons. The coding region runs from base 1 to 327 and encodes 108 amino acids. The record is from RefSeq and is a predicted model, not a curated record. NCBI's taxonomy places the organism in Eukaryota, Fungi, Basidiomycota, Agaricomycetes, Boletales, Suillaceae.
AUGCGUUGUAAGUCUGUCUCCCUUCACUAUAUUCCUAUGUCCUAUUCCUACGCCCUCAGCACUUUGCUGCUCUCUCUAACGCCAAACCACUGCCUCAAAGCCGUCAACUUUGCUAUGCCCAUGGCCAAGACCAAGCGAAUGGCCAAAAAGUCACAUGGUGGCUUAGCACCGUGUGUCAAUCUUCGUGGUGGCGCCAGUACAGCGCCAGGGACAGAGGAGAUGGAAGUUUGCCCUGAGUUCCAGCACAAUGAAUACUGCAUCGUUUGUCGAGACGGAAGCAUCGAGGAGCACCAGCUCUUUCUGUGUAACGGACACAUAUUACAGUGA